This is a messenger RNA of Parnassius apollo (apollo), 468 nucleotides long. Lineage: Eukaryota; Metazoa; Arthropoda; Insecta; Lepidoptera; Papilionidae. The record is from the annotation of a GenBank genome assembly.
AUGGCUAAAUUAAAUUGUAAUUUAGAAGUUUCUUUUCAUCAGUGCCAAGAGACUGAUAUAAAUUAUUAUUAUCCUCCGAAUUCACCUAUUCUGACACAAAAGCUGGAUAUUCCGCAAACUCCAGACCAUAUUACUAAAAAAGUAACUAUUACACCAGAAAUAAUAAGGCCAUAUCCAAAAGCUGCACCCCGAAAGACAACACGGCAUGGACGACAACCUGGAAAAACAAAAAUUAUAACAAAAACUCGUGAAAAAAUUACAGAUGAUGAUUCAAAUGAAAUUCUUAAGAAAACAACAACUAAGAUAAAAGGUGACAAGUCCUCAAAAACUAAAGUUAAGAAGAAUAUUAAAAGAGGAAAGAAGGUAGACACAAAAAAGCAAAGAGGCAAGUUUUACAAGAAAAGAACAAUGACACAGAUUGUGAAGAUGAUUUUAAAGCAGAUUAACAAAAUGAAAGAAAAACUAUAG